Messenger RNA from Phlebotomus papatasi, 2076 nucleotides. RefSeq names its product vacuolar protein sorting-associated protein 4. Gene Ontology annotation, molecular function: ATP hydrolysis activity; ATP binding. The record is from RefSeq and is a predicted model, not a curated record. The coding region runs from base 232 to 1557 and encodes 441 amino acids. Lineage: Eukaryota; Metazoa; Arthropoda; Insecta; Diptera; Psychodidae. Gene Ontology annotation, biological process: vacuole organization; endosomal transport. The transcript is spliced from 6 exons.
UCGCCAGUGAUGGCUUGACAGUUCUUCUUCACAAAAAAGUUUACAUCUGCGAAAAGGCCAAGUUUUCUCUCGAUUUUUCCGUAUUUAGAGGGAUUAUUUGCAAAAACCGUGAUAGUGAGGUGAUAGAGAAUAGUUCAAAGAUUGUGAAUGCAUAAAUUGAUGUUGGGUUUAGUGUGAGGAAAGUGGUUUAAAUCAGCAUUAUCUAAUCGUCACAAAAGGGUAGCAAAAUCAAUGGCAGGGUCAGUUCCAACUCUCCAGAAGGCGAUUGAGCUGGUGACCAAAGCCACAGAAGAGGACAAGAAGAAGAACUACGAAGAGGCCUUGAGACUCUAUGAACACGGCGUUGAGUACUUUCUGCAUGCGAUAAAAUAUGAAGCCCAGGGAGACAAGGCCAAGGAGUCAAUUCGUGCAAAGUGCAUUCAGUAUUUGGACAGAGCAGAGAAACUGAAGGCGUAUCUCAAGAAGGGCACUAAGAAGAAGCCUGUCAAGGAUGGAGAAAGCUCUUCCAAUAAGGACGGCAAGAAGAGCGACAGCGACUCAGACUCCGAUGAUCCGGAGAAGAAGAAGCUCCAGGCCAAGCUGGAAGGAGCCAUCGUAAUUGAGAAGCCUCACGUAAAGUGGUCCGAUGUAGCUGGGCUAGAUGGGGCCAAAGAAGCUCUCAAGGAAGCUGUCAUCCUCCCCAUUAAAUUUCCACAUCUUUUCACCGGAAAGAGGAUUCCCUGGAAGGGAAUUCUGCUCUUUGGGCCACCCGGAACGGGAAAAUCGUACUUGGCCAAGGCAGUAGCCACUGAGGCCAAUAAUUCGACAUUCUUCUCUGUGUCGAGUUCGGAUUUGGUGUCAAAGUGGCUGGGAGAGUCUGAGAAGUUGGUGAAGAAUCUUUUUGAGCUGGCUCGUCAGCACAAGCCCAGCAUCAUCUUCAUUGAUGAAGUGGACUCACUCUGUUCUUCGCGGUCAGACAAUGAGAGUGAGAGUGCUAGGCGCAUUAAGACAGAGUUCUUGGUGCAGAUGCAGGGAGUGGGAAGUGACAAUGAUGGGAUUCUUGUGCUGGGCGCCACAAAUAUUCCGUGGGUACUGGAUUCAGCCAUUAGGCGACGUUUUGAAAAGAGAAUCUUCAUUCCGUUGCCCGAAGAACAUGCACGGUUGGUGAUGUUUAAGAUUCACCUGGGUAACACUACUCACGUGCUCACUGAGAAUAAUCUCAAGGAGUUGGCCAAGAAGACCGAUGGUUACUCCGGAGCAGAUAUUUCCAUCAUCGUGCGAGAUGCCUUAAUGCAGCCUGUGAGGAAGGUUCAAACGGCCACUCACUUCAAACAUGUACGGGGUCCCUCUCCCAUGGACAAGAAUGUUAUAGUUGAUGAUCUCGUUACGCCCUGCUCCCCUGGAGAUCCGGGUGCAAUGGAGAUGACCUGGGUGGAUAUUCCAGGGGAUAAACUCUAUGAACCUCCUGUCACGAUGGGCGAUAUGUUGAAAUCCUUAUCGAUGACGAAACCAACAGUAAAUGAGGAGGACAUGAAGAAACUCGAUAAAUUCACCGAUGAUUUUGGUCAAGAAGGGUAAACUCAAUGAUAAUAAAGAUUGGAGUAUUUUUUCCACUAAAUUGAUAACACCAAUACGACACUGUUGCCUAAAAGAAAUAUUUUUUAAAUGUAGGAAAAACAAAAUAAGAUCGUGUAUAUUUUCAGUGAUUCAAGAAAAAAAGGAAAAAAACUUUUGAAAUUAAUUAGAGAUGGAUGUUCAACAUAAAAUUAGAUUAAAAAAAAAAAAAAAACAAAAAGGAAGAUUUUUGCUUUAACCAUUUGCUCGUUUUCUUGAAGCACGAGUUUAUGGAAAGGAAACUGUUUUCCAGGGAGCUUUCUGAUAUCCAGGCAACUACGUUUAACUUUUUUUCUUUCUCAGAGAUUGUUAAUAAAAAUAAAAUAAAGGAUAAAAAAAUCCAUCCGUCUCUCCUCUUCACAGCAACAUGAAGUUUAUUGAGGAUCUUACGAAUUUCUGAUGAAAUAAUAAAACGUAAAUUUGCUUUUUUUUCAAUAUGAUAAAGAAAUAUAUUUGUAAAAUAUAUGUGUACAAUAUAUAAAA